CCUCUCGCUCACCGCUCUCAUGCACUCAUCCUCUCAUUCCUCUCCUCCAUUUAAACCCCACUAACCCACCCUUCCCUUCCAUUCACAACCCUAAUCUCCUAACUCAUCUCUCUCUCUCUCUCUCUCUCUCCCCCCAUCACCUUCCUCUGCUUCUCUCAGCCAUGGUUGCUGUGUCUCGUCCUCCUCCUCCUGACAACCUCUUCCUCUUCAAGUCCUGCAACAAGCCCGCCACCUUCUUCGACGGAAUCCCUGUUGUCGACCUCUCCCGCUCCGACGCCAAGUCCCUUGUCAUCCAGGCCUCCCAGGAAUUCGGCUUCUUCAAACUCCUCAACCAUGGCGUCCCAAUGGAGUUGAUCACUGCUGUCGAGAAUGAAGCCCUCAGGUUCUUCGCCAGACCUCAGUCCGACAAAGACCGCGCAGGCCCUCCUGACCCUUUCGGCUAUGGAAGCAAAAGAAUUGGCUGGAACGGCGAUGUCGGUUGGAUCGAAUAUCUCCUCCUCAACUUUAAUCCCGAUGUCAUCUCGCCCAACACUCUCUUCGUCUUCAAUCAAUACCCCCCUGCUUUCUGCUCUGCUUUGGAGAAAUAUGUUUCGGCGGUGAGGAACCUGAGCUAUCAGGUGUUGGAAUUAAUGGCGGACGGGCUGGGUAUUGAAGAAAGGAAUGCAUUUAGCAGGCUGCUGAGGGACGAGAAGAGCGAUUCUCUGUUCAGGCUGAACCACUAUCCCCCGUGUUCGGAGCAGGAAGCAUUGAGUGGAAAGAGCUUGAUUGGGUUCGGAGAACACACGGACCCACAGUUGAUUUCUGUGCUGAGAUCCAACAACACGUCGGGCCUGCAAAUUUGCCUCAGAGAUGGGGCCUGGGUUUCGGUCCCAUCGGAUCACACCUCGUUUUUCAUCAACAUUGGCGAUACCCUGCAGGUGAUGACGAACGGGAGGUUCAAGAGCGUGAAGCACAGGGUUGUGGCAGACCCGAGCAGGUCAAGGCUGUCAAUGAUAUACUUCGGAGGACCACCGUUGAGCGAAAAGAUAGGACCUCUAGCUUCAUUAAUGGGGGAGGAAGAAGAGAGCCUGUACAAGGAAUUCACAUGGUGUGAAUACAAGAAGGCUAUGUACAAGUCAAGGCUCGGCGAUAAUAGGCUGGCCCUCCUCCAGAAAGCUGCAGGCUAAUGAGAUCAUGAAUCAUCCAUGAGUGGAAGGGUCCAGAUAUAAUUUGCACCCCAGCUGCUUUGAUUUAGCGUACUUUAGGUUUUUUCUUUCCUCUUCUCUGUAUGUUUUGUUGUCAGAUGGGAAAAUAGGGUUCAAAGAGUUGACUCCGCUUGACAUGUUAGUAGUGAAAGGAACAAGCUGCUGUUUAAUAUUGUCUGGGAUCUUUUAUUUUCUUAUUUUUAUUUUGGUUUUAAUUUUCAUGUAACCACCAGCGUCGACGUAAUGUGGAUGGAGCCCAGCUGUGUGUGAUGGUGUAUAUUGUUUGAAUAUUAAAUAGAUUUCUCAAUGACUUCACGAGUCAGUUUUUGUUU
Molecule: messenger RNA, 1516 nt
Organism: Prosopis cineraria
Lineage: Eukaryota; Viridiplantae; Streptophyta; Magnoliopsida; Fabales; Fabaceae
Product: gibberellin 2-beta-dioxygenase-like
Exons: 3
Coding region: 162-1166 (334 amino acids)
Biological process (GO): gibberellin catabolic process; response to light stimulus
Source: RefSeq, a predicted model, not a curated record